AUGGCCGGCAUCUACCGACGUUCGCUCGCCCGUAUUGGGCGCAAGGAGAGCGAGAUCUCUGAGAUUCGCACCACUCCAGCCGAUGAGCUCUCUUCAUGGCUUGGCGAUGAUGUCUGCACCAACUGCGGCGCUUCGACAGCACACGGCAAGCUCUUCUGCUCUGAAGCUUGCAAGCUCGCUGACGCAAAGGAGGUGACCCAGGCUUCUCUCAUCGAGAACCUUGCUUCUCCCCUCCCCAAGUCGGAUGAGUUUGUCAAUCUCGACGAUGCUUCCAAGUUUCGAUACCCUUGCCCACCAUCCCCAAGCUUGCUCGCUCAGAUGUCUGCACCUCACCGCACCACCUACCUCACAUCACCUGCUCUUGCCGCAUACCAGAGCUCACUACCAGUAUCCAGGGGUCGAUUGAGCCUGGCUUCCUCGACAUCCAACGAGGUUCGACACACCAAAAAGCGCAGCAGCUCGCAGUCCACCUUUUCUUCCAUCUCGGAGUCCAACGCAAGUCACAGUGCCUUUGCCCGCACUGACCCAUCGACACCAUCACCCGCCUACGGCCCCGCUGAGGAUGAGUCGAGUGACCUCGAUGCGCAGGAGUUCCAGCUUCCUCCUUCCGUCAGCACCGCCAGCUCGGUCAUGCUCCGCAAGAGCUCCAAGUCCGGAUCGCAAGCAGCAUUACCGCGCCCCACCAACACUGAUGGCCGCACUCCCAAGUCGCCUCUAUGGUAUGCUCGCCGUCCUAGCAACACUAACUCACGAGGCAGCUGGUACACCUCUCCUGCCAUCACGGCGACCACCAUGGUCACCGCGAUCAGUCAGGACCACCGUGCAACUGCAUCCUCCUCGCUCUCAAAUGGCUCAUCAGAUCUCCGCUCGCGUUCAACCGAUGCGGAUGCCACCUUGACACGCAAGGCAGCUAAGGACAUCCUUGCUCAAGCCUUCCCUUCUGCAAGCACAAGCCAACGCCGUGGACGCUCCGAGCAGCUCGAGACCCGAUCACCGCCUCCUGCCCACUCGGUCGCUUCAUCUGCCGGCAAGACACUCCGUGGCACCAGUCCUCUGAGCUCGCGAGCUUUCAGCCCUCGCAGCACUGAGCUCGGCUGCGACCGAUGCCGUACCAUCUCAAACCUCUCGGGUGAACACAACGUCUACGGUAGCAGUCUCGUUUCUUCCAACUCUCGUCGCGGCUCCAUCUCGCCUCGACUUGAAGCUGAUGAGCGAUACCGCAGCAUGAAGCAGUACCACAAGCACUCGCACAGUGCCGCAGCUGGUCUCUCCUUCACCCACAUGAAGUUGCGAGACUUGCUCGUCAACACCGAAGAGGCAACACAAGCUGCCAAGUCAAUCGAACGUCAAGGUCGUCAGACAGCACGAACCACAGUCAUUGACGAUGCACAGCAGCAAGAUGUGCGUGCUACCCCUCCUCGUGGUCGAUCCAAAGCUCGUGGAAGGAGCUCGCACCGUCGCAGUCCCAGCCCUCCUCGAGCUGCUGCCAGGCGCGAUUCGGCUCUCAUCGAGGAGAAACGUGCAGCUUCGCCUGCUCCUAUCUCGCCUCGCUCGCAACCCAUCUCGAUGCCCAUGAUGGCUCGAGACUCGCGACGAUCCAGCGGUGAGGACGCUUAUCACCACGACGAGGAGUUGCGAUCGGCUUUGCCCGAACGCCCUUCACCGCUAGCACUCAUCUCCGAGAAGGAAGCCCUUCCCGCUGCCCCUGCAGAGGACCUUGAUGUUCGCGGUCGUGGCCGUGGUCGCAGCACCCGCCGAGGACGAGGCUCGCAAGAACGUGGCUCCACAUCCCGCUCUCGCUCUCGCUGGAUCCACCAAGACUGCGAAGUCUCCUGGGCAGGCUACGGUCACCGAGCUUCUGACCGAGGCGAAGUUGAACCCAAGCAACAACGUCAGCAGCCUCGCUCGCGCACUCGACCCACUGGCACACUCGACUUCACCGAUCCCGGCUUCGACGACGUCGAUCUCGAACUGGACGGAGAUGACCAACGUGAAGAGUCUUGA
Ustilago hordei is the source of this 2004-nucleotide messenger RNA. RefSeq lists its product as uncharacterized. NCBI's taxonomy places the organism in Eukaryota, Fungi, Basidiomycota, Ustilaginomycetes, Ustilaginales, Ustilaginaceae. The coding region runs from base 1 to 2004 and encodes 667 amino acids. The transcript has a single exon. The record is from RefSeq and is a predicted model, not a curated record.